Saccharomyces cerevisiae S288C is the source of this 345-nucleotide messenger RNA. RefSeq lists its product as uncharacterized. The record is from RefSeq and is marked reviewed. NCBI's taxonomy places the organism in Eukaryota, Fungi, Ascomycota, Saccharomycetes, Saccharomycetales, Saccharomycetaceae. Bases 1 to 345 code for a protein of 114 amino acids. The transcript has a single exon.
AUGGGCUUAUCGCGCUGGCACGACAAGAAUUCAAGGCCAGCAGAGGAAAAGAGCGAAGAAAUGCAACAGGAUGCGCACUACUACGCCCUUGCGGCAAGUGAUAGUUUAAAUGCAAGUGUUUCUAACGAAUAUGGUAAUCAAGUAAUGAACUCGUUUUGGAAAGUGGGUAUAGACUCUCCCUAUGUGGACGAUGAAGCAAUUAGAAACAGAGAUGUCGAAAAUAACUUACCUUCUUUAAAGCAAAGUGUUUAUAAUGCUAAUGAACCAAAUGCUACCUCGUCUGCAUUUUCAACCGCUUCAUACGCACAUGAAACUUUCGAUUUUAGAAACCUUAAACUAAGAUAA